UAAUGUCGUAACAGUAGGAGGGCCUAGAUGAAGGGGAUUGUGGCAGAGUUUAGUUGACGUGGCUUCAAUUGGUUAAGGUCUCAAAGUUUUAGUGAAAGUUAUCUGAUAGAUAUGACAAUUUCACUAUUAAAUUGUUGAAACAUAUAUAUAUAUUGGAAUCUGAAAAUUCAAGAACGGAGAUUUCUGAAUAUUGAUUCAGCAGCUCUAGUCCUAUUCUUAUUUUUAAUUUUUUUGAAACCAACAAAAGACUAGAACAUUAUCAGACUCGAAAAGAUAUCAAGUAGAACACUUUAUUGAAGCUCAGAGACUGCAUUUAUACAACAGAGAUUGAAAUUAUACAAUCAUAUAACUACCUCAAAAAAUAGUUCUAAGCCGAAGUUCGAGAUUUGAAAUCAAUUGUAUCCUCUAAGGAGUUUUUCUUUAGUCUUUGAAGAUUUCUGAUUAGAUAUAAUUUUGUAAUUAAAAUUGAAUUCUCUAAAGGAAAAAAUGAAAUUUACACCUCUAUAUGACUUGUAAUACAUUACAAUUUAUCGAACAUCAAGGUAUCUUUGUUUUUCUUUUCUUUAAGAUAUUACAUAUCUUUAUGUGAAUACGGUGAUCUACAUUUACGUGGUGCAUGUGCAAAUUUACUUGUUACAUUAAUUCAAACAACAAUUCAUCUUUUAACACUAUCAUCAUUAUCAAAUUCAUUUAUUAAACAAUGUUCACUUGUAUCAACUGAUUCACAAGACAGUUCAAGUCAUGCAUUUACAAUCAUAGAAAUUAAAUUAUUAAAAGAUUCUAUUCAACAUACUACAAGUUCCUGUAUUCUUGCUAAAGUUAGUCUAGCUCAACUUAUAGAUGAUAUUGAUUUUCGAAUAUUAACUUAUCUUGAACAACAACAACAAUUAAAACAACAGUACCCUGAUAUACGUGUUCAUCAAGCAACUGCUUCGACUUUUGCUAAGUAUGUAUUUUGUAGAGAUAAUAAUUACGUAGCUUUUUUCGAAUUUGGAUGAAUAAGUCGAUUUUAUUGCAUUAAGUUAGUUAUUAGCUACUUUUUGAUUUUAAGGUUUUGUUGAUCACAAUUCAUUUUUACCAUGCCAAUGGAUAUAUAAAAUUCAUCAUUCAUUACAAGCUCAAGUAUCAACUCGAAUACAAAUUGUUUGUCAUUUUUGUCUUUUAUAUAGGUUGGAUGUUUAGAAAAUAUUUAUGUUCUUUCAAAUGUUUUAAGACCAACAACAAUUCGACCAAUUUUUUCAUAAUCAAUAUGAUGAACUUCGUUUAUUUAUAAAUUUUUUUAAACAUUCCUUUAUAUUACAUGAUCUUAAGAAUUUAAUCUUUUCAAGUAAAGAGAAAAAAAAGAUAUUUAUAAUGUUUUCUUUUUGAAUUCUUUCUUUUUAUUUGAAGAUUUAUCAAAUCUCAACAAAUGAAAAAAUGUUUUGAAAGUAGCAUAAAUGAUUCAAGUAAUUCGAAAAAUUGAACUAUUUUAUCAUCAUUCUUUUGGACAGAAUAUAGUUGAUACUUCAGUUUUCAAAGAAGAAAGGAGUUCCAAAGCGUUAGGUUUGAAGAAUAUAUGUAAUCAUGUUUCGUCUGAACGAAUUCAUUUGUUUUUCUUUUUAAAGAGAAUGAUAAAGAUUCAUCAACAACAUCAAACACAGACAAAGUUAAAAAAGUUAAUCAUACAUAAUUAGGUACUUUUGGAAAUUAUUCGAAUUAAUGCGUUCAUCUUAUCAAAUACAUAAAAGUUUAUUAAAUUCAUCAGAAAUGAUCAUUAUUGUCUAUGAAAUCAGUUUUAAGUCUUAUUUCUACACAAGAUUUAUCAAAGAAAAUUUGGAAGAGAAACACUUAAUUAUUUUAAAUCAACAUUCAAUGUACACAAGAGGUAACUUCUUUUAAAUAGUAAAUAUUUAUUGUAAAGAAAAUUUCAAUUAUUAAUCUUCUUUAUUUACUGGUUAAGCUAAAACCUUUAGGAUGUUGUAUUGUGUCUGAAACUUGUCUAUGGAUAAAACUUUCGAUGGAAAUCUUAUAAUGAAGGUUUCUGAAAGGGUCUUUCCUAGAGAAGGAAAAUUUCAAUAUAAGAAUGUCAUAGUUACAGAAAAACUGAUUUUACGAAUGUCGAUGAUCUUAACGAGAGUAGUUUUAUUGUGAAAGUGUCAGAUCUUUUGAUUCGGUUCUAUCUUGAAAUUCGAAUAUUAAAUCAUCUAGUUUACGUCAGUGAUCUGCAAGACAUGCUAUCAAUUCGAAAUUUGAAAAUCAUUUUUUUCUGUUAACACAACAUUCAUUUAAAAAUAUUCUUUUAAUUUA
Molecule: messenger RNA, 2286 nt
Organism: Rotaria sp. Silwood1
Lineage: Eukaryota; Metazoa; Rotifera; Eurotatoria; Philodinida; Philodinidae
Source: the annotation of a GenBank genome assembly